CCGGUGGGUAAACCCGGAAGGAAAAUAGAGUAACAACAACCGUAAUAGACAGUUAUGUGAGUUUUAUUAAGGUUUUAGCAUGUAUAUUAGAUGUGGAGGAGAAGCAGGUUGAGGGCGUGUUGUCCAAAAAAAAGAGCACGCGUGUUGGAGCCGGAGUCGGAACCCGAGCCGGAGCCGUCCGCCUGCUGGCAGAGGGACGGGCUGAAGCAGCAGCAGUAUGUCUGGACAGAACGAGUCGUGCUGGUCAGGGGACGAAACUGUGGGUGUCCUCAGGUGUCUCCUCGUGGCCUGGGAGGACUGGGUGGCUUGGGGGAAUCUUCAGGACUACCUCAGCUUCCUGGAGUACCUGCUGUGGGUGUUCACGCCCCUGGCCAUCGUCUUCAUCCUGCCUUUCGUCAUUGUCAUCCUGCUCUACCUGUCCAUCCUCUUCCUGCAUGUGUACAAGCGCAAGAACCAGCUGAGAGAGGCCUACUCUUAUAACCUGUGGGACUGCGCCAGGAAGACGCUGGCCACGCUGUGGGACGGCCACGGAGCCAUAUGGCACGGUUAUGAAAUCUGUGGUUUAGAGAAGAUUCCAGAAGAAGGCCCCGCCCUCAUCGUCUACUAUCACGGAGCGAUUCCCAUCGACUACUACUACUUCCUAGCGAGAGUGAUCAUUCAGAAAGGCCGUGCGUGUCACUCGGUGGCUGAUCACUUCCUGUUCAAGAUCCCAGGGUUCAAGCUGCUGCUGGAGGUGUUCAGCGUGAUCCAUGGGCCGCAGGAGGAGUGCGUGAAGGCUCUGCGCAGCGGUCACCUGCUGGGAAUCUCUCCCGGAGGCGUACGGGAGGCUCUGUUCAGCGACGAGACGUACACGCUGCUGUGGGGCAAACGCAAGGGCUUCGCACAAGUGGCCAUCGAUUCCAAAGUGCCAAUCAUUCCCAUGUUUACUCAGAACGUCCGGGAGGGAUUCCGCUCUCUGGGAAAUUUGAGAUUUUUUAGAUGGCUGUAUGAGAGGUUUCGUCUCCCGAUCGCGCCUAUCUACGGAGGAUUCCCGGUCAAAUUCCGCACUUACCUAGGCGACCCCAUUCCCUAUGAUCCCAAACUCACAGCGGCCGAGUUGGCAGAAAAGGUGCAGGCAGCGGUUCAAGAGCUUAUCGACCGACACCAAAAGAUACCCGGCAGCAUCCUACGAGCUCUCCUGGAGCGAUUCCACAUGCGCCCCAAAGACGAAUAACACGAAGUUCUUUCAGGUGCUCUACGACCGAUUGCACAGCACGCCUGAAGAGGAACGGCACGGCUUCCUCUCGGGCUAAAAAAAAAAACAAAACUCUACGACUUUUAUUCCCAGCAUAACUUUAACAGAGAACUGGAAGUGCUACCAAAUUAAUAUAUCCUCUAGAUGUGUGAUCUUUUGAUGUUACUGAUAUUCGUGGCAUGGGCACGUCGGCAAAUGUCACCGAAAAAAAACAAAACAAAAGGAAUCUCUAAUAACGGUGUGUAUUAUGUCUCGUGUGCACAUGAAGUGGAAGACCGUGCAUCGUGUGUUUCUUAUGUUGUUUUUCGUUUGUUUGUUUUUUUACUUAUUUGCACACUUCGAUCGUUUUGAAGGACCACUGCCAAAACAAACGAGGCCUUUUGGUUACUUGAUGUCAGAAAUGACGAAAUGGCUUUUAGAGCUGGUGCGAUUUUAAAAUGAACGUAUUUCUUACAUAUAAAAAAAAAAUGUCACGAUUGACAUAAUAAUGGGAAAAAUACUUUUUAAAUGAAACAUACUGUGAUUAUCUGUGAUUCGGGACUGAAUGGGAUAUACUGCGUUUGACUGUGAAGGUCGUUUGGCUCAAAAUCUUUCGGAUUAUUCUCGAUUUUUCUUGUUUUAAGAUGGCAUGGUUCUGCUAAAAUCAAGGCUUGAUUAAUAAUAAUAAUAAGAAGAAGAAGAAUACCGAGCUGUCACAUUAAUGAGGGAAAUCACAACAUUCCUGGAAUAUGAACACUUGACCAGCAGAACAACUACUAAGCAUCAUGAUUAUUGCUUUUAUAUCUGCGAUUUUAUUGCAUCCGACUUCUAAAAGGUGUUUUAAAAGGUGUUUGGUAUGAUUUUCUGAAUAGGAAAAAUACAUACACACUUAUACCAAGUUGCCAGUUUUAGAUGCAUCUACCUACCUAUCUUUUAUAUGAUGUAACCCUACAGUCAGGUCGUGCUUUUAUAGGAAAAUAAUCAACCAUUGUGUGGUGUGAUAAAGUGGAGUUACUGUUACCGCCCAGAAAAAAAACUUUCAAAGAUCAGAGCGCACGACAAACGGAGUUAUCGACUCCCGAAAGAAGGAAUCGAUUCUGAACGGCUGAAUCGAGUCGUUAGUGAUUCCAGACUUUACUUCCUGUACUGACCUACGUAGGUUCGUAACAAAAAGCCCCGCCUCUGGUCUUCAUCGGCUGCACGCCGACGGCGGUAGACCGAUCACGACAGACUGAUACGCCUGACCAAUCAGAGCAGAGCAUGCUCUCUGAAAGGAGGAGUUUAGAACGAAUCCUUUAGAACGGAUCAUUUAAAGAGUCGUUUGUGACACUGGGGGGGGAAAAAAAGGUAACGCUGCAGUUUAAAUUAUGAGCGCGUUAAAGUGGACCUCGGAUGCGUGUAAAUCGAUCGGUAUAAGACCUCAAACAAAAUUAGGCACGUUUCAGAACGUGCUCUUUAAUUAGAAUUAAAAAUAAAAAUAAAAAUCGCAGUAUGUUGGAAAACUUAGUUACAGCUUCGCCUGUUACAAAACGCUGACGCUGGAGACUCCUUCCACGAGCGUUAAAUAAACACGUCCUGACAUAUCAACAAAUCUACACGUGUCAGGAUGGAUAUAAGUGCGUGAUACAAGUCAAUACAGCAAGUUGCUAUAGAAACGAUAACGUAUCAGAACGAGCGCAUUGAUAUAAAUGUGCGAUUUGGAGCUGCGCUACUGUCACAGCCGCUGUCGGAGAAAAUUAAUCAACACACUUCUGACCAAUCGGUAAUUGUAUAUCUACACGGUAGGUGGAUCUGAUAAACCGGCAACUCCGUAUACAUAUCGAUGAUUAUGUACAUAAUAUCUAAAGCAUCGUAGUGGGAACAAACACCCGACUGCUUUUUGUUCUUCUUGAACCUUCUGUCUGUCCGUAACGUCGUUAUUAAUGAAGGAAUGUGUUAUCUUUGUGCAGAUGAGCUCAUUGUUAGCCCCGCUAGCACUUCAGAGCUUACUGUUUCUGUAAUGGACUGGGGAGCGUGAGCACGAACACGGCGAUGCAAAGCGCAUCCGUGUGACCAUCGUGCGGCGUGUGACCCUGUACUGAUCCGCCCAGUGGUGCACUAAUUGUAGAUGAAAAAACGCUAAAAAUAAAAACGUAUUUUUUUGAUUA
Molecule: messenger RNA, 3360 nt
Organism: Ictalurus punctatus (channel catfish)
Lineage: Eukaryota; Metazoa; Chordata; Actinopteri; Siluriformes; Ictaluridae
Gene: tmem68
Product: transmembrane protein 68
Exons: 7
Coding region: 218-1213 (331 amino acids)
Cellular component (GO): membrane
Molecular function (GO): acyltransferase activity
Source: RefSeq, a predicted model, not a curated record